This is a messenger RNA of Aspergillus pseudotamarii, 402 nucleotides long. RefSeq lists its product as uncharacterized. Bases 1 to 402 code for a protein of 133 amino acids. The transcript has a single exon. The record is from RefSeq and is a predicted model, not a curated record. Lineage: Eukaryota; Fungi; Ascomycota; Eurotiomycetes; Eurotiales; Aspergillaceae.
AUGAACGAAUGCAAAGGCAACAAAUUGCUCGUUUGUUCUGAGAAACACGCAGACUCCAUUGGCGAUGCCCUGGAUUUUAAUACCUGCGUGCUAUCGGAUUACGAGCGGGUUCCGGACGAGGGAUUGAUCAAGGAGUGUGCGCAGGAGCAUAAUAUUGAUUAUCAACAAAUCAGUGACUGUGCGAACAGUGAAGAAGGCCUGGAGCUUUUGAUUAGCAGCGUUGAGCGUAGCGUUGCUGUGAAUGCAAAUGCAAGCUGCACUGUUCGUGUGGACGAUAAGGUGUGGUGCAGCCGGGACAACUAUGAAUGGAAGUGUCCGCCUGGUCGUGGUGUUGUUGAGAAUUUGGUUCAGGAGAUUAGGAAGUUGGCUGAGGAUGGGGAGGACAUCACUAGAUACCUUUAG